UCUUAUAUCUUGGUCUUGCACGAGGUUUGGCUUUCUUGAUUGUUCUUAGUUAAUACUAAUAUCAAUGGAAGGCCAAUAUAGUCAAGGAUUGUUGACUAACACCAAGCAAGUGAUUCACUCAUUGCUGGUUUCAUCGCCAAAUAAAGUUACAAUUGAGAAAUUGAUGCAAGAGUACAUCAAUAUUGAAGGCCGCCCCGUACCGUAUGCUUCUCUGGGAUACAAAAGCUUGGAACAUUUCUUGCGUUCGCUACCAGAUAUAGUUUAUGUUUCCGGCACCGGGCUUAGAGCCAUCGUUUUCCCAGUAAGCAAUCAAAAAACCGCUCACAUUGAAACUUUGGUUCAGGCACAAAAAAAACCUAGUUUAAGGACAAAGGGUCGAGGAAAGUCCUCACUUAGCUAUUCCUUCCAACGCUCGAACAUUGCUUUUGUAAACGCACGCCCUAACUACAGAAAUUAUUAUCUGAGCAACAAUAGGCCGACCUUUACCAAUCGGCCAAAUCCACAGUUUCCUCAACCACCCACUCAGACACUUAAUUUUCCCAAAAACAACAACAAUGUCCAAUAUAAAAGGCCAGUGGAACAGGAGACGAACAUCAUAACAGCAUCUUUAAAUAAAAUGUCGAUAAAUAGUGUCAAGCAAUCAUUGCCAGAAGAAGACGAAGACAAACCUGGUAUCUGGAUAUCUGAUGAAGAUACUGAGGACACACAGCCGGAAAUAAACCAUUCAAAAGCUGAAACUAAAGAAAAUGUCAAAGAGUUUGAAAAUCAACCGCCCACAUCCGCAACCCAUAUUUAUAGUAAUUCCCGCGAUGAUUCAGAUAAUGAUGGGGAGGAGGCUGUACCAGCAUAUGCUUUAGACCAGCGAAUCUUUGACGUUGAUUAUCCGCAAAGUGCUGUUCGUUUAAAUGUAAAGCUACCCCAACGUGAUAUUGCUGAACUAAACGAGCAGGAUCGCAUCGUUGUGCAAGUGGUUAUGGUAGAAUCACCGUAUUGCUUCAACAUUUGGAUAAAGGACAAACAAUUCGAGGAACAUAAGGCCAUGUGGAACAGCAUGCAGCAAUUCUACAACAGUGAGGAUUCUAAGUAUCAAAUGCCGACAUCCCUUAUAAUGCCUGGUCAUUUGUGCGUUGUUCGCUCACAUGUUGGUGCCUGGGAGCGUGCAGAAAUCAUCAAAUUCCAGCUUGGCAGUGGAAAUGAAGUUAAGGUGAAACUUGUUGACACGGGCGAAGCUUUAGCUGUACCUCACACGCAGAUAAUGUAUCUGAAAAAUGAUUACGCCAUUUUACCGGGUCUAUUUGUACGUGCUCGCAUGGCUUGGAUCGCGCCUUGGCAGGGAACUGUGUGGUCUCUAGCAGCCACAAAAUAUUUCACUCUGCUUGUCAGCUAUCGACAUCUAUAUGGAAAAAUUGAGAAAAUAGAUAAUACACAGGACGUUAAUACUCUAUACUUGGUUCUCGUUGACUCGAACUUAGAGGAAGUUAGGAAGAAUGUGAACGCGGAUUUUAUCGAAUCUAGAUAUGCGCGACGCCGUUGUUCUCCCUGAGCCCUCAUACAAAUCCAUUCUGUUUUGUUUUUGUUAUAUAUUAUGAGUAAUCAGUCUACAUGAAAUGACUAAAAAGUAUCAAUUUCAUUUGUUAGCCCCAAUUUGUUGCAGUAAAAUCGAGUUAAUUAUGCUUAAUUUCUGUUUAAAUGUACUAGAAAUGAAACUACAUUUUGGAUUAUUUUUAAGGCAAACGCUGUCCUUCU
Messenger RNA from Scaptodrosophila lebanonensis, 1746 nucleotides. RefSeq names its product tudor domain-containing protein 5 (gene tej). Gene Ontology annotation, biological process: spermatogenesis. The coding region runs from base 65 to 1543 and encodes 492 amino acids. The record is from RefSeq and is a predicted model, not a curated record. NCBI's taxonomy places the organism in Eukaryota, Metazoa, Arthropoda, Insecta, Diptera, Drosophilidae. The transcript is spliced from 6 exons.